This is a messenger RNA of Saccostrea cuccullata (small rock oyster), 331 nucleotides long. RefSeq lists its product as uncharacterized. Gene Ontology annotation, biological process: protein polyubiquitination; negative regulation of translation; proteasome-mediated ubiquitin-dependent protein catabolic process. The record is from RefSeq and is a predicted model, not a curated record. The transcript has a single exon. The annotation marks the transcript as partial. Lineage: Eukaryota; Metazoa; Mollusca; Bivalvia; Ostreida; Ostreidae. Gene Ontology annotation, molecular function: translation repressor activity; ubiquitin protein ligase activity.
AUGUGGAAUACUGACACAUUUCAAGAAGGGAAAGUAGUGCGGUAUAGCGACACUGGUCAAUACAUACAGACAAUACAACACAACAGCAAUGGUCUCGGAAUUUACAGUUUUCCUAGAUACAUCACAGAGAACUUGAAUGGAGAUAUUAUUGUGUCUGACUUUCUCCGUCGUGCCGUAGUGGUGGUAGACUAUGAAGGAAGACAUCGUUUCUCCUACACAGGUCCUGAAACAGGAGUAAUAAUAUCACCGUACGGAGUAUGUAUAGAUGCGCUGUCACACAUACUUGUUUGUGAUCAAAACUCGAACACGGUUCAGAUGAUCGACAAAGAUG